ACAUGAUCAAAAGAUGGAACUAAAACCUGUGUGACGAAGUGAAUACGUAUGCAGCGUAAAUACGUAUGAAGUUGGUCAAAACAAAAUCCUUGGAAGUCUGGUCAAAACUGAUAUGCCAUACCAACACAACAAAUCAGCAUACACACACUAUGGAUAAACCCAAUUCAAAGGUAGCACAGGACUUGACAACACUGAUGGAAACCACCAUGCAGCAACUAAGUCAUAAGUUUCAAGCAACGUCAGAUCAAAUUGUGUCAAGAAUGGAAGACAUGGGAACACGCAUCAAUGAUCUGGAAAAAAAUGUGGCUGACCUCAUGAGACAAGCAGGAAUGGAUGAAUGUCAAACAGGAGAGGAAAUGGCUCCUAAGGUAAAACCUGCAACACCUAUAAGUGUAAUCCAUGCUAUUUUACAGUACCCUUAUUAUUAAGGCAGCAUGUGACCUUUGUUAGCUACCAUUAAACAUGGAACUAGCCUGCUUACAUGGAAUCCCUCUGCUGUUGAGGAAUACAUUUAGACAGAUGACAAAUUAUUCACAAAAGAUAGGUGCCACUUAUUUGACCAUAAUGAUCUUAUAUUAUUUGAUCAACUGAUCUAAUGAGCUGGGCGGAAUUUCACCAAAUAAGGGAUGCAGCCAAAGAUUGUGGCUCUGAGGCAGCAUUUUGUACUUGAACCAUUGUAUCACAAGAUAUUGGCAUAGGCACCUAUUGGCAAUUGAAUUUUAAUCACCUGUUGGCAGCCAUUUCUUUGAGUGAACCUGAAUUCAAUGAAACUGCACUGGGAGAUGUGAGAAAAUGUGGCUGCUGUAAAAAAAAAAAAAAAGGAUGUCCGCUUGCCAAGUUUCCAAAUUGUAGCUGAAGUGGUUCUUGAGAAAAGUGUCCAUGUGGACGGACCUCUUAAGGGUCUUAUCAUGUGGGGCUACCAUGCAGUGUCCUGGGUCCCCUCAACAAAUAAUUACAGAAACACAAAGCUAAAGAGACAAGACUAUUCAAAUGCUUAAGUUGAGAAAAGACUCCACAGCAAGGUGAGAUGCGUAGGUAUGACAUUGGUAGGAACUGGGAUUUAUAAACACUGCCUGGCCCAAAAAAGGUUGCUGUGAAGGAAAGAGCCUGGAAUGAUGCACCCAUAGUGCCCACUGGACAAGCCUCUGGA
Alosa sapidissima (American shad) is the source of this 1150-nucleotide messenger RNA. RefSeq names its product heat shock factor-binding protein 1-like. The transcript has 4 exons. The coding region runs from base 66 to 428 and encodes 120 amino acids. NCBI's taxonomy places the organism in Eukaryota, Metazoa, Chordata, Actinopteri, Clupeiformes, Clupeidae. The record is from RefSeq and is a predicted model, not a curated record. Gene Ontology annotation, cellular component: nucleus; cytosol. Gene Ontology annotation, molecular function: transcription corepressor activity. Gene Ontology annotation, biological process: cellular heat acclimation.